Messenger RNA from Solea senegalensis (Senegalese sole), 3087 nucleotides. RefSeq names its product holocytochrome c-type synthase. Lineage: Eukaryota; Metazoa; Chordata; Actinopteri; Pleuronectiformes; Soleidae. Gene Ontology annotation, cellular component: mitochondrion. The transcript has 9 exons. The record is from RefSeq and is a predicted model, not a curated record. Gene Ontology annotation, molecular function: holocytochrome-c synthase activity. Gene Ontology annotation, biological process: cytochrome c-heme linkage. The coding region runs from base 86 to 976 and encodes 296 amino acids.
CGACGUCCUGCACGCUGACAUUGGAGUGUUGACCUGAGUUGUGUUUACUUCUCUGCUGGUUUCCAUCACAUAUCAGAUUGGAAGGAUGGGAGCAUCCACGUCCACACCCACGGCUCCUACAGUCCAGGCAGAUGCCAUGAUGGCUACCCCUCCUCAGGGCUGCCCCAUGCACCAUGAAGCCAAGCCUGUGGCAGUGGCUCCGCCCUCAGAGUGCCCCAUGCAUCAAGCUCAGCCUGAGAAAGUGUCUCCUCCCUCAGAGUGCCCCAUGCAUCAAGCACAGCCUGAAAAACCGUCUCCUCCGUCGGGGUGUCCAAUGCACAAAGCGGAAGCAGGCCCAGCCCACCAGGACCGUGCCUACGAGUUUGUGGGGUGUCCAAUGAAAGCUGCAAAAAACAAGAGUGACAUCGAUCCAACAAAUAUGAUGCCUCCUCCCAACCAAACACCAGCUCCAGACCAGCCCUUCUCUCUCUCAGUCUCCAGAGAGGAGUCCAACAUUCCUCGUCAUGGUGCAGAGAAAAAAUGGGUUUACCCGUCUGAACAGAUGUUCUGGAACGCCAUGCUGAGGAAGGGGUGGCGCUGGCGUGAGGAUGACCUUGGUGCUCAAGAUAUGACCAACAUCAUUAAAAUCCACAACAAGAACAAUGAGCAGGCCUGGCAGGAGAUCCUGAAAUGGGAGGCGCUACAUGCACGUGAAUGUCCAUGUGGACCAGCCUUGAAGAGGUUUGGCGGUAAAGCCAAGGAGUACUCGCCCAGAGCUCGCUUCCGUCACUGGAUGGGCUACGAGCUGCCUUUUGACCGCCAUGACUGGAUUAUUGACCGCUGUGGGAAGGAGGUGCGCUACGUCAUCGACUACUACGACGGAGAAAUCAACAAAGACACGUACCAGUUCUCAAUCCUGGACGUCCGUCCCGCCUUUGACUCUUUGGGAGCAGUGUGGGACCGCAUGAAGGUGUCCUGGUGGCGCUGGACCUCCUAAAACCCUCUCGACAGCAAACAUAGGUCAACGUUUAAACGUCACACACAUGAAAGGACUACGAAUAUGAUGUUGCUCAUUUCAGCGUGUGAAGAAAAUAAAAUGGCUCUGAUGGUUUUUAACAGACCCUCAGUCAGUCUGAAGCUUUAUCUGUUAAUCAUAUUGAUUCAAGUGGAAACUAUAAUUAUACAAUUCACACUUUUAUUUACGAACCGCAUGUCUGUCAAAGGUCACAUGGUGUCUGUAACUUCCUCUCAGACUCGACUCACAUUACUGACGUUUUUCUCUCAGACUUCAGUUUUAACAGGAUGAUGUGCUUGUGAUGCCAUCACAGCUGUUGUAGGCGUCGGCAUGUUCUGACCAUCCACACUGCAGGUGUAGUUUGGUACAGUUCUCAUUUGAAUUCAUAUCUUUUUAUUUUUUAGUACUUAUGGUGCAUUACCACCGGCUCUACUUGCCUCGCCACGGUUUAAGUAGCGUUUCCACUAGCAUAGUACCUGCUACCAGGUACUAAAUAUAGUACCUGCUGCCAGGUACUAUAUUUAGUACCUAGCCAGUGGAAAUACACCGUUAACUUUCUCUCAUAGCAAACACAGUCCAAACAUGAAUUUAGACCAUAAGAAUGAACCGGCUGCUGAAUGUGUUCUGUCACUUUCUCUCACUGUAAAUGUCGUAAUGACAUCAUUUGGUCAACACCAAGUUUGGUACCAUCGCUGGUUGUGGGACAUGUAUUAGGCAGGAUUAGGUUUAGGGCGCCGGGUUAGUGUUUCAUCACAGAUGUGUGCAUGCUGAUGACUGUUAGAUCUCAAAUGGUGACAAAGUCGGGACGUUUUGCCCUCUGUUGUUGUGAUUGACUGUUUUUUUUUCUUAAAGAUUUUCUGCAGACUUCCAUCACAUAUUGUUUAUGUUGAAAGGAUUAAAUUAGAAGGGUUCACAUAGAUAAACCUGUCAAGUUUGACCUGUAAUCUUAUUUUUGACUUAUAGUAUUUAAAUGUUGUUCACUGAAAUGACCUCUGUAGUUUGGGGUGGUUCAUGAAGGUGGAGAAGUUUUAGCUGUGUUGAAGGAAGGUGAUGACAAACCACCGCGUUAGAUAACUUCGUAACCCGAUGAAGAGAAAUGAGAAUAAGAGGCGACUGUAGAUGAGAGGAUAAGAAGAUCUGUGGUGGAGGGCUUCAGGCAGUGGUUGGGGGGGAUGUGGGGGCUUAUUGUGCCUCUCAGUGUGCAGCCUGCCAGAAAUUAUUUGCGGAAGAAGAGGAAGCUUUGAGCUAAAUUGUAUUAAAUAACUUCAAGCUGUGAUAAAGAGCUUUGAACUGUGAUUUAAACAUGGAACUGUGGGGGGCAGCAUUACACCUCUGUGUACAGCCUGUCAGAAAUCCAUUUAAGAUCAAAGUAAAGAUCACAUCUGUCUGUGACAUUAUUGUCAACUAUGUUUUCCUUCAAAAGUAAAUUCUAGAUGAAUGACAUUUGAAAUAGCCCUUUAACUGUUUCCAAAUCUGAAAACAAAAACAUGAUGUUUGAACUCAAAAGCAAAGUGGCCGUUAUAUACUGUAUCUUUAAAAAGUAGCUCAGUUAAACAGGAUUAUUCUCUUGGAUUAUGUGGCGUGGUGAGUGAUGUGCAUCCACAUGAACUUUCUGCAGUCGAUUCAGAUCAGAGUAACAAUGUUAUCUCUCGUGUUCCUGCCUCUGCAACACAACUGGCCUUAUUCAUAGGAGCCAUUGUAACAAUACAUCAGUGGAAAAGCACAGGGUUUACUGAUGGCAUCAGUGAUGGAGAGUGCAGCCUGAAACUGAGUAAGCUAAAUGGAACUCAGCCAUCAAUUAUUUCAUUUGUAAAAGUACGAGCCAACUCUGGAGUUACACGUCAAUGUGAGCACAACAUUUCAUCUGUAAAUUCUCCACCGCUGUCGGAACUUCCACGUCUUUAUGAAGCAGUGUUUCUCAAACCUGGUCCUCAGGGAACACGGCCCUGCUCAUUUUCUUGUGCUGUUAUUUGUAGUUUUAUUUAUUGGUUGAUGAGCGAGAAUCAUGGUUCUGUUCACAGAAAAUGUUAGUGUAUGUUGAAAUGAUUUAAACUCUGCCGGUCAAUAAAGCUGCUCCUGUUUUGCCUCUGUUA